AUGCAAAAGUCGGCCAUGAAGGCCGAUGUUGAUGCUGCCGCCCAAAAGGUAGAACCAUCAACGGCCUCGAAGCCCGUUUCUAUCCAAGACGGCCUUGUCGAGAAACCAGGAGAGCCCACCAGCCGCGAAGACGAGGAGUGGACAGAUCCAUGCUUGAAAAAUUAUGCGGCACCGCUUGUGGCAAAGGUGGUCUCGCUUCACAACGACCCAACUGAGCCCAUUUUGACCUUUCGCUUCUGGGUCCUGGCCGGCUUCUGGGUCAGCGUAGGCUGCAUCAUCUCGACAUUUUAUUACUUCAAGCCGUACAGCACCACCCUAUCGACUGUCACAGUGCAGCUCCUCUCGUGGUGGACCGGUAUGCUGAUGGCAAAAUGGUUGCCCACGACAAAAUACAAGACACUUGGCUACGAAUGGAGCUUAAAUCCAGGACCGUGGAACGCUAAGGAGCAUGCUCUCAUUGUUGUGGCUGUCUGGGGUAGUCAGCACACGGCGUACGGUCUCGGUCCGCUGACUGCCCUUGAACUCUACUAUGGCCAAAGGAUCGGUGCUGGGUGGUCCAUCAUGUUCCUGAUAUCGUCGCAACUGGUUGGAUACGGCUUUGUCGGGCUUUUCCGAGACAUCGUCGUCCGCCCACCAAAGAUGUUCUACCCUGUCGUCCUUCCCAAUGUGGCGUUGCUAAAUGCAAUGCACAACGACCCUGCGUCAACUGCCAGAUCUCUGCGCUACUUCGCCAUAGUCGCCAGUGCUGUAUUUUGCUAUCAAUGGUUCCCAUCUCUGAUAUGGCCAAUGCUAGGGUCCCUACCACUGCUUUGCUACAUGGGUCAUGGAAACUGGAUCGCCUACAUUCUCGGCUCUGGCAAUAACGGCUUCGGCAUGCUAGACUUCUCACUCGAUUGGAACUACAUCAAUUUCUUUUCACCUCUCUAUACACCGCUAUGGUCCACGGCAACUCAGGUUGCUGGUGCGGUAUUUUGCUGCUGGUUCCUGUUCCCCAUACUCUAUUUUUCCAACACACUUGACAGCAAAAACUUUCCCGCCAUGUCGUCAUCGACUUUUGACUCCACUGGAACCAAGUACAACGUCUCCCGCGUUUUGACCGCUUCUGGACAUGGAAACUAUACUGCUAUGGCUGAAUAUUCCGAGCCUUACUGGUCAACAUCAUAUGCAAUGACGUUCUUCUGGGGCUUUGCGUCGUCAGCGGGUGCGAUCGCAUUUGCCGUUUUAUGGUACGGAAAAGACGGCUGGGAGGCUGUCCGAGACACUCUACGUCAUGGUCGGACCUCGAACGAGGAUGACCCGUACCUAAAGCUUAUGGCAAACCACCCCCGGGUUCCCCAUUGGUGGUAUCUGGUCAUCCUCGUCAUCGCUGGUGGCCUUUCCAUCGGCUCACUCUAUGGCGGGCAUUGGGGACUUCCAUGGUGGGGCUUUAUCGUGAUUACAAUUGUGUCCCUGUUGUUUACCUUCCCGAGUGGAAUUUUGUUCGGAAUUGCGAACAUUCAAGUUGGAAUGGCUUACUUUAGCGAACUUAUUGCUGGUGCGCUCUUCCACGGCAAUCCCAAGGCUGUCUUGGCGACAUUGGUGUUUGGCCGCCAGGUCCUAGAUCAAACACUUAACCUUUGCUCUGAUUACAAGUUUGGGUUUUACAUGAAGAUUCCAGAAAAAGAGCUGUUUAUAGCUCAGGUUUACGGAACUCUGCUGGGACCCUUUAUAAAUUACGGGAUUGCCCGAGCCAUUAUCAACGACAUUGGUGUCGAGACAUUGACUGGAGUCAAGUCUAGCUCGUCUUGGUUGGCUCUGAAGAGCCGGAAUUUUUACUCCACGUCCGUCAUUUGGGGCGUCCUUGGACCAAAGGCGUUUUUCAGCAAGGGGUCGAACUACCACUACAUUUACUAUGCCUUCCUUGUGGGACCGGCUGCCGUUUUGUUCGCGUACAUGAUCCACAGGCAAAAACCGCACUGGAACAUUGAGCAGUACUUCAACCCUGUGGUCUUCAUGUUUGGAGGGACCUAUUUCCCUAUUUAUGGAACGACUAAUCUCAUGACUUCUGCUAUCGUAGCCUUUGUUUUCAUGGGAUACAUAUACCGGUACCAUCCCGUUUGGUUUCGCAAGUACAACUAUUUGACCGGUGUGGGAUUGGAUUGUGGUUCACAGAUCAUGCAAACCAUCAUGGUUUUCACCAUUAGUCUCACAAACACGGAUUUCCCUACUUGGUGGGGCAACAGUGAUAUCACUGACCGAUGCUACCCACCAUCCACAUUGCCCCCGGCCAUGCAGUAG
Molecule: messenger RNA, 2277 nt
Organism: Grosmannia clavigera kw1407
Lineage: Eukaryota; Fungi; Ascomycota; Sordariomycetes; Ophiostomatales; Ophiostomataceae
Product: isp4 protein
Exons: 4
Coding region: 1-2277 (758 amino acids)
Biological process (GO): transmembrane transport
Molecular function (GO): oligopeptide transmembrane transporter activity
Source: RefSeq, a predicted model, not a curated record